This is a messenger RNA of Nannospalax galili (Upper Galilee mountains blind mole rat), 1238 nucleotides long. It is a transcript of the gene Pgls, whose product is annotated as 6-phosphogluconolactonase. Bases 140 to 1030 code for a protein of 296 amino acids. Lineage: Eukaryota; Metazoa; Chordata; Mammalia; Rodentia; Spalacidae. The record is from RefSeq and is a predicted model, not a curated record. Gene Ontology annotation, biological process: pentose-phosphate shunt; carbohydrate metabolic process. The transcript has 5 exons. Gene Ontology annotation, molecular function: 6-phosphogluconolactonase activity.
GGACCGCCCAGCCUAGCCGAGCCUUCUUUCGCACAACUGCGCAUGAAUCAAGGCGCGGUUCAAAAGGGGCAGAAUUCGCGAUCGGCCCUCGCGCAGACGCACUAGCGGCUUCUGGGAGCGCUUCCGCCUCCCUGUAGCCAUGGCCGCGCCCGCGCCCGCGCCGGGACUCAUCUCGGUCUUCUCCAGCCCUCAGGAGCUGGGCGCGUCCUUGGCGCAGCUGGUGGCGCAGCGGGCCGCGUGCUGCCUCGAGGGGGCCCGCGGCCGCUUCGCGCUUGGACUGUCGGGCGGCAGCCUGGUGUCCAUGCUGGCCCGAGACCUGCCAGCCGCCGUCGCCCCCUCCGGGCCCGCCGGCCUUGCGCGCUGGACUGUCGGCUUCUGCGACGAGCGCCUCGUGCCCUUCGAGCACGCCGAGAGCACGUACGGCCUGUACCGGGCUGUUGGUCUGCCCUGUUCCUGUCUGUGGAUGGGGGUUAGGCAGGACUGUGCUUGGGCAUCCUGGGCUGGAGGACACCAGGUCACUCACUCUCUUCAUCUGCCACAGACACAGGUGUUCUCAAAGCUGCCCAUCCCCGACAGCCAGGUCCUCACCAUCAACCCUGCCCUGUCGGUGGCAGAUGCUGCUGAGGACUAUGCUGAAAAACUGAGGCAGGCCUUCAAUGGAGACCCCAUACCUGUGUUUGACCUACUCAUCCUGGGUGUGGGCCCAGAUGGCCACACCUGCUCGCUCUUCCCUGGCCACCCGCUCCUGCAGGAGCGGGAGAAAAUCGUGGCCCCCAUCAUCGACUCCCCAAAGCCACCACCACAGCGGGUGACACUAACACUUCCAGUGUUGAAUGCGGCCCGGACUGUCAUCUUUGUGGCUACUGGGGAAGGCAAGGCAGCUGUGCUAAAGCGUAUCCUGGAAGACAGAGAGGAGAGUCCUCUGCCGGCUGCCAUGGUGCAACCCCACACUGGGAAACUGUGUUGGUUUCUGGACGAGGCAGCUGCCCGACUGCUCUCUGUGCCAUUUGAGAAGCAUUCCACGCUGUAGUGACCACACAGACCAGACCCACUAUGUAGACGACCUGCACAGUGGCUGGGGACCUUCCAGGGCUGGCCCCUCCCAACCUCUUUGCUCUGGGCUUUGUGGCAAAGCCCUGGGGUUGCUGGAAGCUGGUGGCUCAGCCUCCAGCCCAGCAAGUCCUUCCCAGCCUGGCUGUUGUGCUGGCCAACUGGAUAUUAAAGGGGUGUUUCUGGAA